AGUGAAUAAUAAAGCAAAACAUAUCUAUACAAACAACAUAACAUUCUUACAAAUAGUGUUUCUUUCUUCUUUAGGUAUACACUAACAUAUUCCAUGAAAUCCGUAACCCAUUAUUGUUCACCGGUAUCUCAAUCAUGUUUAUAAUAAACUGCAAAUCAGAAGGCUUAACGCGUUUGAUGGGUCACAAUCAGUUAUUUACAGACCUUAGAGCAAACUAGCCGUGUCAGUGUUAACAAAAGUGUUCUAAAGAAUUAACAAAAAACGAAAUUGAAAAAAUGAAGUCGUUUGUUUUCUUUUUAUAUUUUGUCGUUAAUUGUGACUGUUAUAAUAUCUUGGGCAUAUUUCCAUACAACGGGCGAAGUCAUCACAUAUACUAUUCGUGUGUCAUUGAAGAAUUAGUUCAGCGACGACAUAACGUUACUGUGAUAAACUAUCAUCCAAUGCCAAAACUACCGAAUCUACAUCAAAUAUCUCUCCAGGAUGCACAUAAUGCCAGUGAUCAAGUUAACAUCGAAGAACAUUUGAAAGUACUUUCGCAUUCCGAUUUAUCUAUGGCGUACGAUUCGGCUAAAGCAUUUAAAUAUAUUGCGAAUACGAAUUGUAGAAAACUGGUCAACAAUCAAGAGGUACAAGAGCUGAUAAGGUCAGCAAAACAUUUUGAUUUAGUAAUAGUUGAACAGUUUGUGACGGACUGCGGCUUAGCUAUUGCUCACAAGUUGAAUGCACCCACGAUAGGAAUGACCGCUCACAUUCUUAUGUCAUGGACUUACUCAAGGUUGGGCGCACCGAACCAUCCUGCCUUCGUACCGAAUCAUUAUUUUGCAAGCGGAACAAAGCCAAACUUUUUUGAUAGAAUAAAAAGUGUUAUCUUAAACUUCGGGAUGAACUUGUAUUAUACGCAUGUUAUACAGAGCAGUGAUCAGGAGAUAGUAAAUGAAGUAUACCCUGACAUGCCGCUUUUAGAAGACCUUGGACGGAAUAUAUCAUUGAUAGCGAUAAAUCAAUACUUCCCUCUAACUGGUUCUCGGUUGUACGGUUCAAACGUCGUAGAAGUUGGUGGCAUACAUAUAAAGACGAAUGUUUCUUUAGAAGAUAAGAAUUUAAAAACCUUCUUAGAUGCUGCAACUGAUGGAGUAGUUUACGUCAGUUUUGGAAGCGUCGCAUCAAACUUUCCUACGAGAGUAACAAACGAAAUAACAAAAUGGUUUUCAAACAGCAAAAUGCGCUUUGUUUGGAAAACGGACAUUAAGAAUUGGAAACCGCCUAGCAACGUCUAUAUUUCAAGAUGGAUAGAACAGGUGCCAGUCUUAUGUGAGUCCAGAGUGGUAGCUUUUGUAUCACAUUCUGGGAUGUUGAGCACUUCAGAAGCAAUGCAUUGUGGGGUUCCCAUUGUGGGUGUUCCACUAUUUGGAGAUCAAUUUGCAAAUGGACGAUCAGCUGUUGAAUCUGGCCUGGGAGUUACAGUUGAUGUUGUUACUAUAAAUGCGGGAAUUCUUGAAGAUGCUGUCAAGACAAUACUUUCAGAGAAGUACCAAAAGCAAGCAAAGAAAUUGUCACAGCUCUGGAAAGACAGACCUCUGUCUCCGAUGGAUACAGCUAUAUUCUGGAUGGAAUAUGUUGCCAGAAACAAUGGAACUGUGAACAUGCGUCCACCGACGAUAAACUUACCACUCUACCAAUACUUAAUGAUUGAUGUCAUUCUAUUCUUCGGGUUAAUAAUCAUAAUAAUGCUCUACAUUGUAGUGAAACUGUUCAUGGCGUUGUUGAGAACAUUUAAAAUCAACACUAAAGUGAAAGAUACAAGAUAUAGUAUUAAGACGAAAAAGAUGAAAUAAAUAUUACUUUUAAAGAUUAUUGUUUCUUUUAGAAUAAUCCGAACGUUUUUUUAGGCAAUGAAUUUCCGAGACCUAUCGUUUCGGAUCACUGGUGCUUGCUUGUUCGCCGUAUAAAAAGUUUUAAUG
This is a messenger RNA of Trichoplusia ni (cabbage looper), 1961 nucleotides long. RefSeq names its product UDP-glucuronosyltransferase 1-9-like. Bases 276 to 1835 code for a protein of 519 amino acids. The record is from RefSeq and is a predicted model, not a curated record. The transcript is spliced from 4 exons. Gene Ontology annotation, molecular function: UDP-glycosyltransferase activity. Lineage: Eukaryota; Metazoa; Arthropoda; Insecta; Lepidoptera; Noctuidae.